Molecule: messenger RNA, 327 nt
Organism: Penicillium verrucosum
Lineage: Eukaryota; Fungi; Ascomycota; Eurotiomycetes; Eurotiales; Aspergillaceae
Exons: 1
Coding region: 1-327 (108 amino acids)
Source: RefSeq, a predicted model, not a curated record
AUGGGACCUAUAUCAAGAACAUCGCAGUUCGACCUAACGGACCCUCCUCGUCACGGAUCUGAGCACAGCCCUUUAAUCCCCAGCUCAGCCCAUCUAGUCCACGACUUCGACGGCGCCGAAGACGCAGUUGGAAUUACGGCGCUUUCGCCGGAUAUCUACGGAGUGAAUUGCAUUCAAUUCAGUCCAUUGAUUGAUCUCAGAACCGAUGAAAAUGCGCCCAAGUCAGUUCUGGUCACGAAACUGCCCGCUGGCUAUUUGGACCGCAUAGCUACUCUAAAUGAAGGAAAAGCAGUCGCCAUAUCCGACUCCCGGCUUGGUCUUAUAUGA